CUCUGGCGGGCUGUGCGGAGGAUUAAUCCCCCUAUACAUUUCCAACACGCUGUCAAUCUUGAGCCAAGGAAAACAUCUCACCUUCAUUUCCUCACCAUCAGCUAUCAUGCAACCUAUUGAAACCUUGUCUGUAUUUGAGGCUGCUCAGAAUACAGUUUUAAUGAAUGGACUUUGUCUUGUCACUGAAUCAACAGAAGAUAUCACUUCUGUGGCAGUUCCAGAGACCAAGGAAUUCCAGCACGCUAAAUUAACCCUAGAGGUAUCAGACCGGAUGUAUUGCUCUGUUUGUUCAAAGGCUUUUGAGAAUCGAGAUGAACAGAAGGAUCAUUAUCGGCUAGAUUGGCAUCGCUUCAACCUAAAACAGCGAUUGUUGGGACGUCAGAUGCUCACAGCUGAAGAAUUUGAAGCGAAGACUCAAGCAGAUGACGUUUCCAGUAUCUCUGGUUCUGAUUCCAGUGACUGUGAGUCAAAUAGUGAAUCUGAAUCACAAUCUUGUCUGAACGGUGAAAGAAAAGGAACCGGCUACUGCAAUCCACGCUCUCAGCACGUAUUGUUCAGAAACUCUGAAGCCCAACUCAUUUCAGUCUUUCGCUGUGUACUGCUAAACACUACAAAGGGCAGUUUGGAAGAGACUGGAGACCUAGUGACUUCCCUUCAGAGGCAGAACCCCAGAACCUCCUGGGUUAUCCUGAUGGCUGGUGGAGGUCACUUUGCUGGAGCUGUUUUUCAGGGGAAUGAGAUAUUGGCACACAAAACUUUCCAUCGAUACACUGUGCGAGCUCGACGAGGUACAGCCCAAGGAGUGAGGGAUGGUCAGGGGACAAUGCCAAAAUCUGUUGGUGCCUCAUUACGGCGUUACAAUGAGGCUGCUCUCCUUAAAGAUAUUCAGGAGCUGCUAACAAGCUGGACAAGUUAUUUAAAAGAAGCAGAGUGCAUCUUCCUUCGUGCUCCGCACAAUAACCAAGCUCCCUUCUUCAGCAGCAAGCUUGGCCCUCUCCAGCGAGGGGACCCGCGUAUUCGGCGUAUUCCUUUCAGCACCCGAAGAGCCACCUUCCGUGAGGUGGGACGGGUCCAUGGGACUUUAAGCAGCCUGCUGGUAUAUGGAAAUAAUACAACAGUGGCAGAUCUGACGAAUUCUCCUCGGAAGACCUGGAAAAAAGUAGCUCAUAAAGAUGAAGCACCUACAGAGCCUUCUGGCACUAUCUCUGCAGCAAGGACAGAGGAGGAAGAAGAAGUGGGGGAAGAAAAUCUGGAACUGGUGGAGGAGACAGUAAAUUUAUUGGAUUUACGUGAAUUUGAGGUGACGCCAAAACAGAAUCGUAAAAAGAGGAGGAGGAAACCCAAGACACUGCCAAAGUCUAACAUGGAGACUUCAGGAAGUGUUGAACCCAAUACGUCAGUAUGUAGAGGACUAGAGUCAGCUGAGGUCCAAGAACAGCAAGAGUCUCAAGAUGCUCCCAGCACAACUGUGCAAGAUGCCUUAUUCACAGCAUGCAAAAUGGGAGACAUGGGAGCCCUACAGCAUCUUCUGGGAACGGCUGAUAACACAACCGAUAACAGUGAGCACAGCGAUAGAGUCACAAAACAGUUGCUCAACGCACCCCUGGAUGAGAGUGGCUGGACUGUUUUGCACGUGGCAGCAGCAGCAGGAAGAGCUGCAGUUGUGCGGCUCUUGUUGGAGAGUGGGGCUGACCCUGCCAUCAGGGACAGCAAAGAACAGCCGCCCUACUGUGUGUCUACCAAUAAGCAAACCCGUAAUGAAUUCCGUAGAUUCAUGGGUGAACAUCCAGAGAGAUACGACUACACCCAGGCUCAGGUGCCUGGCCCUCUAACUGCAGAAAUGGAAGCCAAACAGGCAGAACGCCGACGAGCACAGAAAGCCCUACGGAAGCAGCGAGAACGAGAAGAACGUGAAGCACAAUUACUUCUUGAGCAAGAACAGGAAGAGAAAAGACGGUUUGCCCUGCUCAGUGAUCGUGAGAAGCGUGCUCUGAUGGCUGAGAGGAGAUUUGCUUCCCAAUUAAAAGACUCUGGUGCAUCUUUGACCAACACCAGACGCUGCUGGUUUUGUGGGGAAUCUCUGCUGGGUUGCAUUCCUUUCCAUUACCUCGAUUUCUCCUUCUGCUCCACAAAUUGUCUUCAAGCCCAUCGACGAGGGAAAACUGCCCCAUCCUAGCUGGAGGUUUUGCUUUGGCAUCAAGGGACUGUGCUACAAUAGAAAUCCCAGGACUGUUGUCGCUUUAGAAUGAUGAGAGAUUAAGCACAGCAGGGAAGUCACAAGUAAUUAUCUCCAAGUACUUCACAGGAGACUAAUAUGGACCGCUGUUAUUUGAGAAAUGAACUUUUUUUUGUAAGAAUGUAGGCUUUUCAAUUUGAAACUAGAUUUAGGAAUUGGUUAAAAAGAGCAGCCUCUCUCCCCAGAUAUGUUGGACCGGCCCCACUGGAAUUCACUGCUGACUGGGAGUUCUGUAGGUUAAGAAUUGUAAUACAUAUUUGCUGUGCAGGUUAAAGACGACUAUUUUAGGGAGUAACUGAACAAACAUCAUAGAUAACAAAAAUGGAAGAAUCCUGGAGCGCUUUUUUUUUUUACCUAAUGCUAUUUGAUUAUCUCUUAGCUAGUACUUUCAUAAGCAGCAAUAGAUGUCUUAAGAAUCAAGAUAAACCCAUGAUCUAUUUAAUAUAAAGCACAAAGAACUUUACAUCUGUUCCUAUGUUUAAAUGUGCCUUAUCCCCAAGUAUGUCUUGUGCUUACCUGAUUCAUCCUACUUUCACUGAACUUUGGCAGCUUCCAAUUUCAACUCUCUCUUUGAUACUGGAAUGCCAAGAAUGGAUUACAGUGCUAUGCCAGGUGCCUGCAUUUUUAAUUUGGUGACGAGCAUUAUCCACCCUGAGCACUUAUACAGCGUCAACUUCAAUUAAUAUUGAAAGACUUGAUCUCCAGAUAACUGUAGUUUACUUGGCUUGUUCAUUACAACUUAAGCUACAGUCCG
Protobothrops mucrosquamatus (brown spotted pit viper) is the source of this 2990-nucleotide messenger RNA. RefSeq names its product ankyrin repeat and zinc finger peptidyl tRNA hydrolase 1 (gene ANKZF1). The transcript has 17 exons. The record is from RefSeq and is a predicted model, not a curated record. NCBI's taxonomy places the organism in Eukaryota, Metazoa, Chordata, Lepidosauria, Squamata, Viperidae. Bases 107 to 2176 code for a protein of 689 amino acids. Gene Ontology annotation, molecular function: protein binding.